Sesamum indicum (sesame) is the source of this 1836-nucleotide messenger RNA. NCBI's taxonomy places the organism in Eukaryota, Viridiplantae, Streptophyta, Magnoliopsida, Lamiales, Pedaliaceae. The record is from RefSeq and is a predicted model, not a curated record.
UGGUCUUAUUGCAUCCCCUCCCUUUAAUAAUAUCAAGAAUUUCCCAUAAUCAAAGACACGACAUCUGACCACCACCAAGGCAUGCUCUCUUCUCCGCCGUCUGCGGCUCCACCAGCACCGCCGUCCCCCGACGAGGACUUCUUCUCUACGGCCUCCACAUCCACCUCCUCCGAUUCCAAGCCACCGUCCCCGUCCCCGUCCGCGACCGCAACCCCCAUCCCUCAGAUCCCCAUCACAUGGCCCGACGGCGGAGCACUCACCGUUUCUUGGGUCACCAAUCUCAUGCGGGCAUUCGACUGGGCUUCCAGAGCUAUACCCCCGGCGGAGUUCCCGUCGGUGCUUCCGGUUGGAGUUUUCGAUAAACUUGUACUAGCUGCAUCUAAGAUUUUGCAUAAAGAGCCCAACUGUGUGACAAUUGACGAGAAUUCUGGGUUGGGUCAGCAGUCCAGAGUUGUUGUGGUUGGUGAUGUGCACGGUCAGUUGCAUGAUGUUCUGUUUUUGUUGAGAGAUGCAGGAUAUCCGGCCAAUGAUCGUUUUUUCGUGUUCAAUGGGGAUUACGUGGAUAGAGGUGCUUGGGGGCUUGAGGUUUUUCUACUCUUACUGGCUUGGAAGGUUCUUAUGCCUAACAGGGUGUAUUUACUUCGUGGAAAUCAUGAGUCAAAGUAUUGCACUUCGGUAUAUGGAUUUGAGAAGGAAGUCUUAACGAAAUAUGGAGAUAGCGGAAAGCAUGUAUACAGGAAGUGUUUAGGCUGUUUUGAAGGACUUCCCCUUGCUUCCAUCAUAGCUGGAAAAGUUUACACUGCACAUGGAGGGCUUUUCCGUGGAACAGUUGUCACCCCAUCAAAGAGAUCUAAAAAGAAGAAUCGGAAGGUUGUUCAUAACCCUGCAGUAAAUUCUCUAAUUCUUGGUUCCUUGGAAGAGUUGGCAAAAGCUAGAAGGUCAGUCCUUGAUCCUCCCUGGGAGGGGCCCAAUUUGAUACCUGGCGAUAUCCUAUGGUCAGAUCCAUCAACAAGUCCGGGUCUUUCUCCAAAUACAGAGAGAGGCAUUGGCCUCUUAUGGGGUCCAGAUUGUACUGAAGAAUUUCUGAAGAAGUUCAAUCUAAAGUUGAUCAUCAGGUCACAUGAAGGUCCUGAUGCAAGGGAUAAGCGAUCUGAUCUUGAAGGAAUGGAUGUAGGUUAUACUAUAGAUCAUCUUGUAGAAUCUGGGAAGCUUAUCACAUUAUUCAGUGCUCCAGAUUAUCCACAAUUUCAGGCAACAGAAGAGAGAUUCAGAAACAAAGGAGCAUAUAUUAUCCUGGAACCCCCACAUUUUGACACACCUAUUUUCCAUAGCUUUGAAGCUGUUACCCCAAGACCAAAGGUAAAUCCUUACUACGAUUUCGAAGAUGUUAUCGAUUCUGAUGAAGAGUUGGACCUGGUGUCAAUGGUGCCUGAUUCAGGAGUGCAACUUCCUACUGCUUGAAGAGGCCUAUUACCACCCUACGAUAGUGAAGUUUUGUGAAUGUUCUUGUUUUUAUUUAAUUGUGUGUGUAUUCUAUGUAUCAUCGGGAGACACUUUAUUUACCUGUAAACCCGCUUGUCCCUUUUAAGUGUAGAUUCACCUGUUGGGAUGUUCUGAGCCGGGGCAGUCGCCUCUUGUAUAUCACAGUACCAAUAUGUUUGAUUGUGCAGGUCCAAUGAUACCAUGUUCCACAACUCCCCCCCCCCCCCUUAGCUAGAAAUACAUUUCAUGCCGUAUGAUGGCCUUAGCUUCCUUUCCUUCCUCAUUGUAGACAAGUUCCCAGCUAUUCUGGCCUCUUCACCAUGAAUGUGGAAUGAGUUUCUUAUUUCCUUGUUA